CCAAAAUGGAGUAAAGCGACGCAUUCCAGUUGUCCCUAUGUUGUUCGUCUACAAGAAGUCAAAUGGCGGAAUCUCAGGAUGACCAAAUGCAAAGUGUGGUUACUUGUGAUACGUGCGACGAAACAGCAGAGCAUCUUUGUAUAACUUGCCAGGAUAGACUGUGUCCUAGAUGUAAAGUAGUUCACAGUAGGAGUAAGGCGUCAUUUGACCAUGAAGUUGUUUUGUUGAGUUCCAGUUCCAUUUCCCAGGCACAUGAGGAACGUUUUUCCUCUCAACAGGUCUGUAGCAAGCACGUCGGUUAUAGAAUAAGCAUUUGCUGUGGUGAUUGUGAAAUACCAAUCUGCGAAAAGUGUCUUCUACCCGAUCACAAUGGACACCGAGUAAUAAGCAUUCCGGAUUUAAUUAAGCAGAAAAAACCAAAGCUCGAAGCAAAGUAUUUGGCGAUUUCCUCUCAGCUUCCUCAAUAUGAAGAAAAACUGGCAGAAAUCAAAGAGAGAAGCUAUAUGGUUGCAAAAAACGGCGACCAUUUGGAAGAGAAGAUAGAGAAGCAUUUUCGAACUAUCAAAUCCCAAAUUGAAAAUCAUAAGUCAAGGCUGAUAAAAGAUGUGCGUAAAAACAAAACAGUUGUCAUGGAUAAUUUGAAGUCGCACGAAGAAAAGUUUGAAGAAUACAUUAAAGAAAUGAAAACGUUUAUGUCGGAAUUCAAAACCAAUGCAAAAAAUCAUUUCAUCUUAUUUGGAAAUUGUGAUGUAGGUGCAACAAUGCCAAAUGGUAUUCCGAGGACACAAUUUCCAGAACUACUUCAGUAUAAAACAGAAUUACAUGAUGCAGUUCCUUUGAAUUCUCUCUGUGGUCGUCUCUUUGAGGGAAACAUAAUUCAACGCGAAAAUUACACCAAAACGUUGCAAGAUAUAUCUGUGGGAAACAAUGAUAUUAAGUCUUUAGCCUACAGAUAUCAAGAUGACACGUUUUGGCUAUAUACAGAUGGAAACAUAUUUCAAAUUGACAGGAAGGGAAGCGUUUUGCAUAAAAUAGUGGCACACAUUCAGACUUUAAACAAUAAACCAGUUGUUGUUUCUCGUUCAGGUACAGUCAUUUACAGACAAAAACAGUUCACUCUCAAUGAGAAGAAAUACUGCGGUUUUGAUAAAGAGUUUUUUACUACCAGCUACUCUGCACCACUGUGUUUAUGGGCAAGAAAAGAAGGUGGUGUUAUUGUUGGGUUUUUAGACAAAGAUGAAAGCGAUGGCGGAUUUUUUUGGCUUACAGAGGAUGCAGUUAUAGAAAAAGAAAUUAGAAAAGACUCCGCCUGGAAUGAUGUAUACAAAAAAUAUUUUGUUUUACGCAAUCGGGCAUAUGUAGCUGAAAACGUGAACGGGGAUAUAUGUUUUUCAAACAGAAGUGUAGAAGUUUACGAUUCAAAUCUUCAGCAUCGCUUCUCCUACCCAGAAUUAACAGAUGUUAGCGAUUUCCUUCCUCAAGAUAUAUAUACCGACGAUUUCGGACACAUUUUAAUUGCAGAUAAAAGAAGCCGCCUCAUUCACAUUCUAAACAAAGAUGGUGGUUUGCUAAAGAUGGUAAAACUACCUGGACUGAACAGAAGCUAUCCCAUAUCUUUGACAAUUGAUAUAAAUCGUUGUCUGUGUGUUGGGUGUUCUGAUGGGAAGAUUAGAUUUAUCGACUAUUUAUCAGUUCUUGGCAACUUGUAAUCUUACCUUGCAAGACAGAUAAUGCUUGUUACAGAUGGAUUGUACAGUGCCUAGAUAUAUGAUUUAUCAUUAAAUUAAAACAAGUUUGUACAUGUAUAUUCUUGCUUUGAAGGUGUUCUUAUACAAUAAAACAA
Magallana angulata is the source of this 1843-nucleotide messenger RNA. RefSeq lists its product as uncharacterized. Gene Ontology annotation, molecular function: zinc ion binding. Bases 63 to 1709 code for a protein of 548 amino acids. The record is from RefSeq and is a predicted model, not a curated record. Lineage: Eukaryota; Metazoa; Mollusca; Bivalvia; Ostreida; Ostreidae. The transcript has 2 exons.